AUGACUGGCGUGCAUAACGAAGAAUUUUUCAACACAUUCCGCGUGAACACACCCGAAAAGUACGGUUCCACCCGAACGUACUCUUCCCUAAACGAGACGAUUUUCUCCGAUGAGUAUCUUCGCACUUGGCAAAUGGUGUUUAUUAUCCGACAUCCGGCACUGAGAUGGCCAUCCUUCUGGCAGUCAUUGCUGAAAUUUAGCCAGCAGGGGAUUAUUGACGAAGACAUGCUACAGGGGACCACGAUGGCGCAUGUGUGUAUGCGCUGGUCUCGCUUAUUAUACGAUUGGAAUCUACAGCAAGAUGCACGUCGUCCGCCGCCUAUACUAGAUGCCUACGAUCUUAUUAACAGCCCUGAAGUAGUGAUCAAGUUCUGUAAACAAGCCGGAAUGGAUCCUGAUGCGCUACAGUUUGAAUGGAAGUGCCAGGCUGAUGAUCCUGAUUAUUCGGCUUCUGCUGAGAAGAUUACGGAGGCUUCUACCAAAAGCGGGCUUGAUGAGUCGCAUCUUCGUGCGGCUAAUAUCAUGCUCAAUACGCUUUCACAUUCUUCGGGUCUGAUUAAGGAUAGAACGGUGAAUAUAUCAACCGAGAUGGUCAAGUGGAAAGCUGAAUUUGGAGAUGACGUGGCUGGGAGAAUCGAGAGGGCUGUUUGGGAUUCAAUGCCUGAUUACGAAUAUCUGAAAGCCCGGCGAGUUACUGUUUAA
This is a messenger RNA of Penicillium angulare, 702 nucleotides long. RefSeq lists its product as uncharacterized. The record is from RefSeq and is a predicted model, not a curated record. The transcript has a single exon. Bases 1 to 702 code for a protein of 233 amino acids. Lineage: Eukaryota; Fungi; Ascomycota; Eurotiomycetes; Eurotiales; Aspergillaceae.